Molecule: messenger RNA, 1752 nt
Organism: Penicillium malachiteum
Lineage: Eukaryota; Fungi; Ascomycota; Eurotiomycetes; Eurotiales; Aspergillaceae
Product: CRAL-TRIO domain-containing protein
Exons: 4
Coding region: 1-1752 (583 amino acids)
Source: RefSeq, a predicted model, not a curated record
AUGCGGGCCUGCUCCCUUCUACGCCGUCGCAUCCAUUCCUCGGCCAAGUUUAUCCCCCAACGCCCACAGACCUCCAGCUUCGGCCCUCGACUCCGGUCUCAUCCAUUCGCGCAAUCAUACGCCCCGUAUCCACGCCUCGAAUCACCCAGAGAGAACUCAUCUUUUUGGAUCGCUUUUACCCUUCUCGCCGUCGGGGGAGGUGCUUGGCUUCAUCAAUCCUUCUAUCCCUCUAAUCCGUCACCGGAACUCCGGUUCCCUCCGCAGAGCGAAGCGUACGAACAAGAAACAUUUCUUCGUGUCAUUGAUACCCUCCGAGCCAUGCCGAUCGAACCAGCCCCAGGUACUGUGGGCACACUCACCCCAGAGCAGGAGGUCAAGUUGCAAGAACUUUGGGUGUUGACUCUCAAGGUCUUUGGAGUCCCGCUUGAUGCCCUAGAGUCCAGCGCCAGUGCCACCGGUGAUGCUGCUUCGCCCAGCGCAGCCCAGGAUAAGAAGAAGUCUGGCAAACGCCGAUGGGGACUCUUUGGGCGGAGCACAGAAGACGAUGGAGCGGAGACCGCAAGCGUUUCAUCAGCCAGCGGUGUCAACUCCAGCCUGUCCAACAUGGAAAUGGCGGACGGCGAUGACAAAUUUGGCCAGAUGAAAGAAUUCAAACAGGCGUUGGAAGAUAUGAAACCUGAGGAAUUCCGUACCUCGUUCUGGAACAUGGUCAAGCAGGAUCAUCCAGAUGCGCUGCUGCUGCGUUUCCUGCGCGCGCGUAAGUGGGAUGUCAAGAAGGCUCUUGUCAUGAUGAUCUCUACCAUGCGCUGGCGUUUGCAGGAUGUGCAUGUGGAUGAUGAUAUCAUGGCUAAUGGAGAAGCGUUGGCCUUGAAGCAAUCCCAGAGCUCCGACCCUGUGGAAAAGAAGAAGGGUGAUGAUUUCCUGUUCCAGAUGCGGAAGGGCAAGAGUUUCCUUCAUGGAGUAGACAAAUGCGGUCGUCCCAUUUGUAUGGUCCGAGUGCGGCUGCACAAGGCAUCUGAGCAGGAUGUCGAGAAUUUGGAGCGAUUCACCGUUUACACUAUCGAGACGGCUCGAUUGCUUUUGGCUCCUCCUGUUGAGACUGCGACUAUUGUUUUUGACAUGACCGAUUUCUCUGUAGCGAAUAUGGAUUAUACGCCCGUGAAGUUUAUGAUUAAGUGCUUCGAGGCAAACUAUCCUGAGUCCUUGGGCACCGUUCUUAUUCACAAGGCGCCAUGGCUUUUCUCCAGCAUCUGGAGCAUCAUCAAGGGCUGGUUAGAUCCCGUUGUCGCAGCCAAGAUUCAUUUCACCAAGAACCGCCAGGACCUGGAGGCCUUCAUUGCGCCCGGUCAAAUCAUGAAAGAAUUAGAGGGUGACGAGAACUGGGAGUAUAGUUACACUGAAGUCAAGGAAGGAGAGAACAGCAAGAUGGAGGACACCGAGACUCGCGAUAGACUUCUCGUCGAGCGCCAGGAACUUGCUAAGGAGAUCCAGGCCAUCACUAUCGAAUGGCUGCGAGCCAGCGCUAAAAAGGAGACGGAAGCUUUGUCCGCAGCCCAGGAGAAGCGGAAAACGCUGAUCGAGAAACUGCGCAAGCAGUACUGGGAGCUUGACCCGUAUAUUCGAGCUCGCUCUCUCUAUGACCGCCUUAACAUUGUACAGGGUCAUGGAAAGAUUGAGUUCUAUCCAGAUGCUGAGAAGGCAGAGAACACGAAGGAGGACAAGAAGGAAGUUCCUGCCGGCACUGCGGAGUAA